AUGACCCUCCAAGACCUUGCCAAGAAAUUUUAUCGUCGGGCUUGGGGUAAUGACUGGCCUCACCACAAAGGUAGGAUCUCUAAGUUCGACGUCGGGCUCCCCAUCGACGAUCCCGACGACUUCAACUUCGCCGUUGACGAUCAUUUCGACUACAUUUGCUACGACGAUGUGGACACCCUUUAUCGUAUCCUCAACUUGAAGAAGCCGAUCGUGAAUGCUCUCAUUGUUCGUCCCGAGUAUGACUUACUUCGGACGAUGAGCGAUAGUCAGUUCCAAGCCGCGUUCGUCGUGACGGGUCAUUCAGGGACUGGAAAAACCAUGUUCCUCCUGUAUCUUCUUAUUUAUCGCCUUGAACACAAGUAUCCGACGGCGGUCCAAUUCGACAUAGAUUGCUACUUCAUCUUCGACGAACAUGGUGCUUUGGAACGUCCUACCACUGAUCACGCCAACCCACGCCUUGACCAGUGUUGGGCACUAGCUAAUAGCAACUCCGACGUUACCCAGCCAUGUUCAAUCUUUCGAAGUGGGGCCAAGCUUGUCAUCCAGGCUUCGUCACCAAAACCCUCGAGAUGGAAGGAUUGUACGAAGGAGGCCCCGGGCGAGCGGAUCUACUCGGAGCUGCCCUCGGUGCUCGAGAUCGGAGCGAUCUUAAAGGAGUCCCACUUUGACCCAUCCUCUACUUUCACCCUCGUGUCUAAGUGGGGGCCAUCAGUUCGGACGAUCAUCGGCAUCGUGAAUGCCGCCGUCUUUGGACGCUCUCAGAAAAUCGAAAAGAUGUUGGAAGCCGACGCCCGUGGGGCAGCACUCCAGAUAUGCUCUGCUCCGUCGCUCGUUAACCUCUUCUCAUACAACGAAAGUCCCAGUAUUAGGUUCGUUCGCCCUUGCCGCGAAAAAUUCGUGGAUAACGGCAACACUGCCAUUGUCUCGUCCUCGGAAGCUAUCUCCUUCAUCCCGACCAAGUUCCUCGACAAUCUCUUCACAACAUAUUGCACCAAAUUCUCCACCGAUAGAUCCCUCGACCUCUUCGAAGCGUUCAGUUCACACUCCCUGACACGGACCACCGCCACCUGGGUGUUCGAAAAACGCGUGCAUAAUCUCUUGUGCAGGAGUGGCGCGGAUAUGGCCAUCUUUUCAGCCGAUAGACAGCAGAUGAAGAUGCGGCCAUCGACCAAUCUCAUUCCUGGCACAGCGACCGGGCUCAAGGGCAUGGAUGUCUCCGACUCCUUCUACUGGAUCCCGUCCGUGAUGGAUUUUCCGGGUAUCGACGGUGUCCUCGGCAAUACUGAGAGGAACAUCUUCGCCGUGCAAACGACUAUCGCAGACGGCCACCGUAGAUCCGAGGGUGGCCUUCGACGGAUUUGGCAAAACCUCGAAGUCAACGUUCGACAUGGUCGUACUUGGCACUUGGUUGUCGUUGGAGACAACGAUAAAGCGGUUGGUGGGCUGGUGGAGCAGUUUGCGACGGAGUUGAAGAACUUCACCCUCGGCCAAUCUCUGAUACACGUGCAGGUGUGGGGUUAUGUUCUUCAUUCUCGCCGUUUGAUGUAAUUGUUUCACUCGGACUGUUAUCUUGCGUGACAGUCUACAGAUAUCAUUAUUAUCUAUGUCGACUUUCUUUGCUGUUUUCGUCCGUAUAUAUAGGGCUGACCAUGGUCUGC
This is a messenger RNA of Stereum hirsutum FP-91666 SS1, 1658 nucleotides long. RefSeq lists its product as uncharacterized. The coding region runs from base 1 to 1548 and encodes 515 amino acids. The transcript has 4 exons. The record is from RefSeq and is a predicted model, not a curated record. NCBI's taxonomy places the organism in Eukaryota, Fungi, Basidiomycota, Agaricomycetes, Russulales, Stereaceae.